Molecule: messenger RNA, 3195 nt
Organism: Fukomys damarensis (Damara mole-rat)
Lineage: Eukaryota; Metazoa; Chordata; Mammalia; Rodentia; Bathyergidae
Gene: Rab4b
Product: RAB4B, member RAS oncogene family
Exons: 8
Coding region: 623-1264 (213 amino acids)
Biological process (GO): regulation of endocytosis; Rab protein signal transduction
Cellular component (GO): endosome
Molecular function (GO): GTPase activity; GTP binding
Source: RefSeq, a predicted model, not a curated record
CUCCCAAGUGCUGGGAUUACAAGCGUACACCACUAGUGUUCAGGUUUUCUUGGAGAAUAUCUGCAGAGGGAUGUGGGAAGCAACCUGCGCAUAUCCUCCCAAUUUUCCUCCAUCCUCUCUUUAGGGUCAGAAAUCGCAUCCACGAGCUCAAGAUCUGCUUCUCUUCCAACUCUGUCAAUCCUGCCCUACCCCUUUUUGCAUUCUUUUCCCCUCCCCCAAGUCUGCUUCUACCCAAUGCAGAGUCUCUACCGUGCCCCGGACUCCUGACCAGAUCCGUUCCUCCGCUGGACCGAGCGUCUCUGUACCGCCUCUUCCCACUCGCUUCGCCAAUCCCUUGUACUGUCCCCGCCCCUUUCUGCUCCGCCCCUCUCACCCUACCAAUCCGUUCCUUUCGUCCCACCUCCUGCCGGCCGAGUCCACCAAUCCUGCCUUCAGAAAGCGUGUCUCGGUGUCCCGCAGCUCUAGCGGGUCGCGCUGGAGCUGGGGGUGGAGGCGGAAGUGGCGGCGCCGGGUCCGGGAAUAGGAAGGUACCGGGGCUACAGCCUGAGUGGAGCGGCUGCCAGCCGAGAAGCAGGCGCGGCCGCGGCGCCAUAUUGCGGCCCUUUUCGGCCGUAACCGAGUCAUGGCAGAGACCUACGACUUCCUGUUCAAAUUCCUGGUGAUUGGCAGUGCAGGAACAGGCAAAUCAUGUCUCCUUCAUCAGUUCAUUGAGAAUAAGUUCAAACAGGAUUCUAACCACACGAUUGGCGUGGAGUUUGGAUCCCGAGUGGUCAACGUGGGCGGGAAGACUGUGAAGCUGCAGAUUUGGGACACUGCUGGCCAGGAGCGGUUUCGGUCGGUGACACGGAGUUACUACCGAGGGGCAGCUGGAGCCCUGCUGGUGUACGACAUCACGAGCCGGGAGACAUACAACUCGCUGGCUGCCUGGCUGACUGACGCCCGCACGCUGGCCAGCCCCAACAUUGUGGUCAUCCUCUGCGGCAACAAGAAGGACCUGGACCCCGAGCGCGAGGUCACUUUCCUGGAGGCCUCUCGCUUUGCCCAGGAGAACGAGCUCAUGUUCCUGGAGACAAGCGCGCUCACAGGAGAGAAUGUGGAGGAGGCUUUCCUGAAGUGCGCCCGCACCAUCCUCAACAAGAUCGACUCAGGUGAGCUGGAUCCUGAGAGAAUGGGCUCAGGCAUCCAGUAUGGCGACGCUUCCCUCCGCCAGCUGCGGCAGCCUCGGAGCGCCCAGGCCGUGGCCCCUCAGCCCUGCGGCUGCUGAGACCUACAGAGCCAGGAAGCCGUGUUCUUCCAUGCUUCACCGAAACACCUUUCCAGGCCUACAAGACCCUGCAGGAUGUGGUCUCCUCCCCACCUCCGUGGUGUGUGUUUGUCGCCAAUUCUCCCCUCUGUACCUCCUGCCCAGCCCCCUCCCAGCCCUUUACAGCUCCAGGGAGGCUGUGGGGAGAAGUGGUUAGACUUUGGAUCUACUUUGAAGGGUAGAGCCAGCAUGAUUUCCUGAUGGAAUGUGAAGGGUUGGGGGGUGGGUCAAGGAUAAGUUCUUUGGACAGUGCUCUCUCACUAGGCAUUUGUAUGUGCUGUGCCUGGGCCUUCACGUCCUCAUCUGUAAAAUGGGGCCAAAAGUUGUACAGUAGCUGCCUCUUACGGGUGUUGAGAAUGUUAAAUCAAUUCAUGUAAAGUGCUUAGAAUGGGCCCAACAUAGUAAAGACUCAAUUAGCAGGGCUGUUUAUUAUAUUCCUUCAUGUCCAUCUUAAAGACUCUAGGCUGUGCAGACAUGGAAAGAUGUAUAUCUUAGCAGAGAAUCUCAGUGGGUCAAAUGUAAUAAGACAGUGCUUUUACGGACUGCUGAUUGCACUUUUAUAUGUUGAUCUAAUACAGUCACACUCAUAUAUAAAACUCAAACAUGUUUUCCUACUCUCAGUAGUCUUUUUUUUUUAAAAAAAAAAGUUGAGAUGAACACAUUCACAAUGGGACCAUAAUUUGUAUGUCUUGCUGCCAGGCAGCUCUUAUUUGAGUGUACAUUUCUUUUUUUUCUUUUUUUUUUUAGUUCCGGGGAUUGAACUCAAGACAUUGCACUUGCAAGGCAGGCACAGUGCCAGUCAGUGAAAUCCCUGGCCCUGGGCGGCUCUUAUUUGAACAUAUUAUAUUCCUACCAGCUUGUCCCACUAGUGGUACAUCCAUGAUUAUCCCACAGGGUGGCAUGGGAUGGUCCCAUUGGGUGGUACAGUCUUACAUAUAUCACCAGUGGUUUAUGCCAGUGGGACAUGUUAAUGUCACAACAUAAAUUUAAUCACUUCAAAGCUCAAUGAGUGGCAUUUAGUGCAUUCACAGGUUGUACAACUACCUCCGCUGUCUAGUUCCGGAGUAUUUUCAUUACCUUGAAAAGAAUCUGCAUAGCCAUUUCUCCAGUCCCUGGCAAAUACUGUUCUGCUUUCUUCUGCUUUCUGUCUCUGUUGACCAAUUUUUUCUUGGUUUUAGUUUAUUGAGACAGGGUCUUCUUAUGUAGUCCAGACUGGCCUGAGCUUGCUUUGUAGCCCUGAUGACCUGGGCUUUGCUUUGUAGCCCAUGAUCCUCCUACCCCAGCCUCCAGAAUGUCCAGAUUACAGGCAUGUGACACUGUGCCCAGCCGACCAAUAUUCUUAUUACAUAUGAUGCACUGUAACAUUUUCUAUUUUACUCUAUUUGAAUAAGAAAUUAUCUAAGGCCCAUGAAAUGAAUCUCCCUUCCUAUGCAAUGUUGCACAUUGGAAUCAUCUGGAGAGCUUUAAACGGUACUGAUACCCAGAUUUUACCCCAGAGAUUUUGAAGUAAUUUCAAGAUUUUUAGAAGUUUCUAGAUAAUGCUAUAUGCAGUCAAACCAAAAAGUACUAAUCUAAUGUGUAUCUCCAGCUUGGAAAACACUGGAAGGAGGCCUAAAGCCAGGGUGAUCAGGGACGUAGAAGGACACAGAGAUACAAAAGUAGGGAUAUGCUAUUUAGAUACUGAAAUGUCCUUUUACAGACUCUGCUCUCUGAGGUAAGCAAGGAGGGACAUAUGCUGGGGUGGCAGAUAGGGACAGAGACAGAGGUAGAGCUCUCCAGGCUAUGUAGAAACUUUGUAGAAGAGUUUUGGAAGGUCGGGGAGAUGCCCAGAAAUGAGACAUGGACACCAGCUAGACAGACUGAGGACCCCUUCAGGUCACUAUACCCUUCUC